ACCAUUGCGUACGAAGCGUGUCAUGAACGUGAACAAACAUGGCGGACGAUACAACACCAGUAUAAAGCAUGAAACUUGAUUCAGAAAAUGUCAUCUAAAGUGAUUAGCAGUGUUUAAUAAAAAAUGAUGCGUAGAUCGAGGAUAACGGUACGGCCCAAUGUACGGUCUGGUGGCAGGGGUCAGGCCACAUUGCAGGACAGCCAUUCUGUCCCGGGCAGUACGAACAGCUCUGAGGAUACUGCUGAAAACGAACAUAAGGACUUGACUGACUCAACAAACCAAUCACCAGAAGUGACAAAUAACGUAGAGGCCCAGUCUGCUGAUGCAGAAAAUAUUACCUCUCUGAUGUCAAACGAUGACAACAAUUCACAUCCAGAAAAAGCUUCCUGUAAUGGGGAUGGAUUAGACCAUAAUGGUAGCAGUAACAUUUUUGCAUCUUCUUUGGUACGCAGAAAACGCUUUUCUGCCAUGCCUAAUUUGACCAAGAUCCGGGUUACUCCUGCUAUAACUUGCACAUCUGCUAGGGGCCCCAGGUCAUCUUCUGUGAAGAGUGGAGUAGUUUCCAUGGCAGAGACCACGGCCAUCAACACUGAGAAUCAGCUGCGGCUGAAAGGCAGUGCCACCCAAGGCUUUAGAUACCCAAGUAAGCAGAAAGCUUGCAGUGAAGGAGCACAGCCUGUAAUUCAGUCUGUACCUUUAUCUUCGACGAGUCAAGAUCCUGAAGGUUCUCUUCAAGGAAAGAAAUCUAAAGUGAAAUCCCUUUCACGUCAGAGUAGUCAGCUUUCUGGCUGCCAGAAAUCACUAAACGAGGGAGUUCCUGGUGUUGAGAAAGCCCUCGCCUCCGAAUGUUGUAUGGGUAGCACAAAACUGUCACAAGGCAGUGUGUCUCUAGUGAAGGCUGUGUCUUCUGUGGCCACCUUGACGACCAAGACCCAGAGUGUUCCUUCAGAUCAUGAGAGGAUCAUUAAGGCCCAAAAGCUGAGAGAACUUUUAAAGCGGCAGCGAAAAAAAGAGCGGAAACACAAGAAAGGAAAAUCCCGCAUCUUUGAAUGCAGUAGUCCACAGGAUCACAGCAAGAUGACAAUGGCAGACCUCAUUUACUAUUUGCCAGAGACGAACCCGAUGAAAUCAUACCUGAUGGAGGAACCGAAGCAGAAUGAGAAAGAGAGCUCAUGGGCACCAACCAAACAGGUGGCUGAACAGCCGCAGGAAGCAGAGGAAGAGGAUGAUGUGGAGAACGGUGAUGAACAAGAUGAGCAGCUGGUGGUCCCCAGGGUGAAAGUAGCAGAAGAUGGCAGUUUGAUUAUUGAUGAGGAAAGUUUAACUGUUGAAGUUUUGAGGGUUCAAGGACCUAAUAUGGUGGAGGAGAAGGAUCCCAUUUUCGAGCGUGGUUCAUCAACAACCUACUCAAGUUUCCGAAAAGCCAGUUACACCAAGCCCUGGUCUAAUAAAGAAACAGAUAUGUUCUUCUUGGCUAUCAGCAUGGUGGGGACAGACUUCUCCAUGAUUGGCCAGCUUUUCCCUCACCGUAGCAGGUCAGAAAUCAAGAACAAAUUUAAGAAAGAAGAACGAACAAAUUCUUGUAGGAUUGAUAAGGCGUUCAGGGAAAAGCGUCGCUUUGAUCUAAGUUUCUUCAGCUCCCUCCUUGAGAGGAUCCUGGCUGAGGAGCAGAAAAAGCAGGAAAAGUCUAAAGUUUCUGCAGAGAAACAAGUUUCAAGAAAACCAAGGAGUAAGCAAAAAGUCCCAGAUAAGACCAAAGCCAGCGUGAAAGGCAGUACCAACCAAACUGCAGAAGAGGAGAUGGAUAGUGUGGGAGUAGAGGGAGACUUGGAGACUGCAGAGAAGGAGAAUGAAGACUGCUCCAACUUUGAGGCUGUGGAAGAAACUACCACGUCCCAGCGAAGAGCCAAAAAAAUGAAGAAAGGGGACACAGGACUGUCGUCCCCGGAAAAAGUGACGGAUGAAAGACAUUCCAGUAAUGAAGCAGGUGAAGCUAUGAACCGUGACGCCAGUGACGUGAUUACUGAAGUUUCAGCUGAUGGAGAUGUGCAAAGGUCAGAGAGACCAGACAGUUGUGCAGAGAGAUGGAAGAGACCUGUGAUCAAGCCAGCCCAGAUCUCCAGAGGGCGUUUUCAGAAGCCUGUCCCAAACCUUGGAUGGCGAGGGGACAAGAAGAUCUCAGAGCCAAAGGAAAAGACCAGUGAUGACAACACAACAACUUGUGAGGAAGACAAGGAGUAUGAUGGGCAUAAGACUAAAAGGUCAGCUUUGGCUGGGAAGAGGACGAGGGAGGCAAAGCGGACCACCCAGGUCCUGACCUCUGAUGAUGAGGAGCAGGCGAGCAAGGCUGAGGAGGAGCUCAGUGUCACGGCCAGGCAAGAACACAUGCUGAACAGGCCCACCCGGUCAGGGAGGAUCCCCAAGAUGUCCCAGGCCCUGCAGCAGGCUGGGGAUGAGGAUUCAGCUGAAGAGCCUUCACCUGUCUCUGAGACUCUGGAAAAGACGUCCCCCCAACAUCCGUGCCAGAAGCCGCCGGGGUCCAAUCAGAGGAAGGCCAAGCCUACAGUGGGCAGCAUGCCGCAGAGGUCCAGGAAGUCCAAGCUGGUGACACUGCGGGCCUCCCUGCCAGAGGGCCCUGUGGAGAACAGGCUGAGUGAGGCCCGGCCCGACGAGGUUUAUAGCUAUCCCACGAAUCCUGAGGAGCAGAACCAGGUGCCAGCCUUUGUGCCUCUCAGUUUGCGGUCCCCAGAGCCCAAGAGGCUGGAGGUGGAGGAAACCAUGGAGGAGCUUGAGAUUUUAGUCAAUGUUCCUGAUGCCCUGAGUACGAUAGAGCCUGAAGAUGUGCUGUGCCAUCCGUCAGAGUCCCAGGGACCACGGAAGGAGGUUCCGGUGCUACCUGAGUAUCAGCUGGGCGUGUUCGGUGGCAUGAUGAAGUGUUUGUCUCUAGAUCAUGUAGAGGUUUCAAAAUCUGAAGAGAGCUGCAAUGAGGCAGCGAGGACUCUGUUGACAAUAAGAAAUCCUGAAAUCCUGUCUCUACCCCUGUCCAUGACUGUCUCAGAAACCAUUGACAAAGAAGCCAAGGUUGGAACACAGGUUGCCUCUGAGCAAGAAAAAGAAACGCAGUGUAGUCCGCAGACGACAUCUACCAUGACCCCCGGCUCUCCAGGCCUCGGGCCGUCUAGGCUUGCGGGUUUGGACACGGUGCUGGAGCCUCAGAAUUCUCAGGGUCGCCUUCCUAAAAGGGAAGAGCCUUGCCCUAGAAAGGGUGUGCAGAAUCGUGCUGGCCGUACAAGCUGUGCUGAGGCCAAACUGGACUCCAUUCAAAGUACUUCGCCUCCCAAAAAGAGCCACUUCCAGAAACCAAAUCCCAACCUGGCACUUGCAUCCCGACCCGCUUCGUUGUGGCGAACUCAGAGCACGGUCACAAUGAGCUCAGAAAAAGUAGAAGUGGCUCAAUCAGAAAGUAAUGAAUCAGAGACAAUUUUCAAGAAUAGUGCUUCAGAAGAAAGCAAAAAUGAAGGAAUGGGGGUAGAAAACCCAAAAAAGAGUGAAACAUCAACUCCUGAAAUGGCUCAAGAGGCAGUUGUGAGUUCUGAGCCCAUAGCUCAGAGUGGACCUCAGAGCCGGAGAAGCCGGUUCCCAAAACCCAAACCAAAUCUUGGACGCGCUGUUCGGAACCUGCGGCCAACAGCGCAGAGCCCAGCAACACGAAGGACAGCAAACGAUAGCAAAUCGUCUCAGGAGACUCCAGCAAAUGACAAAUCAAGGACAGAUGUGGAAGCCAGAAUGGUCCCAAUAGCUCAAACUCCUGCUGAACAACUUGCAGCUGCCAGAAGUCCAAAGAUCCUUGGACCAAAUGAGACUUCUGUUGCAGAAGGGGAGGAACCAUCUGACAUGCCAGUGGACCCUGACCCUGCCCAGGAACAAGCUAUGAGUUUGCACACUGGAGACAGCUUCACAUUUAACAUGGGUGACUCUACUGAAGGAGUCUCAGGAAAACGUGACUUCACUCACAGUGAACCCACUAUUAUCCUGACCCUGUUUGAAAUCCCCCCGACCUCUGUCAACGAGUAUAAGUCAGGUUCUGCCCCAGUGGGUGCUGUCACUGCUGAGCUGCUCUCUCCGCUGGUGUUCAUAGAUGCACAAUCUGAACCACAAAGCAGUGAGGCUGUGGCCAUGGCUGAUGCAGAGGUGCCUGGGGCUGGCAGUCCGCUUUCUCAUUUUAUGGUCAGCGAGCCAUUGCAUCACUUGACCCAUUGUAGCACUGUAUAUGAAGAGCAUUCAUCUUCUGCAGUUCUCAAAGAGUCCAGAAGUCUAGACAAGACAGAUGAAGAAGAAGAGAAUGUCAGCCUUUCUUUGGUGUCAGUGGAGGAGUUGAAUGAGGCUCCUGAGGAGGAUGAUGAUGAUGAUGAUGGUCCCCCUCAGAAAAAGUGGAAAAUGCCCAUCAAGUCCAAAAAAGGAAAACCCAAAGUAAAACCUGGCUCUUUGAAAAGGGCAUCGGUUGAACCCACUAAAGAUGCCAGUGAAGAAUCUAAGAUGCCUCCUCAAAUCCUAGCCUUUCCCAAGGAAGAUGACCUCGCAAUGCCCAGUGCUGGUGCCCAGCACAACCCCCCAGCCAAGCAUGGAGGGGCACUUGGUGACCCUCUGCUGCAGGCCCGGGAAACUCCUCUUGGCUCCAGUGGCGAGAGGGAACCUCAGCAUCAUGUGGCACCGCUGACCUUGGAUAAGCCACUUAUUAGGCCUGGAAGAAAGCCCAAAGGAUUCCUCUCUUUUAUGUCCAACAAGACCACCACUGGCCCUGCCGGUACUUCAAGGACUUCCAGACCUGCACUGCAGGUCAACACUUCAUGUAUAGAAAGAAGAAAAGCCUCCCUGCAGGCAGCCAUGGGAUGUCCAAGAGAGCCCCCCGCCAUUAACACUCCCCACUCCACCACUGACACCGCCGCAUCUCCAAGUGUAUCGGCACAUAAGAUGGAGCCUCCAGAAGUCUCAAAAUCGACAGAAGGGAACUUCCUCUGUGUCAACCCCUCUGAUAAGACUGAGUAUAAAAAACCCACCAAUGUGUCGGAAUACUUCUUUGGGGACAUCUUCACAGAGGUGGAGGAGCCAGACUGAGAAGAAAGUUGGGUGUUACAUCUCUCUGACAGAAGCAUCCCUGGACCUGGCUCAUCAUCUUGCAUAUGUCAUGGCAUUUCACUUUAAACUGUUUCCCAUUUGAAUGUUUGUGCACAUGCAUGUCUGUUUAAACAAAUGCAACAUUUUAUCAGAAGUGCUGGUUGUAUUAAAAUUAGUAGGAAACUAUCAGUAUUCUGAGCUUAAAUGUAAUUUUAAUUGACAAUGGGUAAUUUUAUUACUUUUUGCAAUGUUAUGGCCUUUGGUCAUCUCAUCUAAACAAUUGCAUAUAAGCUGGCAACAUUAUUGAAAUGAUGAAAAGUAUUACAAUGUUGAGAACAAAAUUUAUAUCCUGAUACCUUAGUUGCAUUUUGAUCCAGCAGAAUCAUCACCUUUGGAUGACCUUAUUGAUCUAGCUGCAUCAUUUAGUGGCAAAUGAAAGCGAGUGAUAACUGUAAACACUAGUAAACAAAGCUAAUGCUAAUUUACCCAUUAACUUACUCACUUAUACACUGAGCCAGUACGAAAGCAUGCUUUCUAAAGGCCAAACGUGAAAUUGUGUUACAUUUAUAUUAAGUUUUUUAUUCUCUCGAAGGAUUAUGUAGCAUGCUUCUUGUUUUAUUGUGUGUUUUAUGUACAGUCUUAGACACUUGUCUUAACCGGCGUAACAUUUCCUGUAUGGUGUGAAGGUUGCUAAUGUGAUGUUUCAGAGAAAUUUCAUAGUUGUAAUAGAUCCAGAAUGCUUCAUACCAUACACUUACACAAGUGUACAUCAGUGUAUCUUCUGGGAGUGGUCUGUGGCUCAGUGGAUUAGGAUAUUGUGACUGUGAUUGUUAGGUCGCUGGUUCAAAUCCCUUAGUCGGCCAAGAUUUCACCGUUGGACCUUUGAGCCAUGCUUCAAUUUCUCCAGGGACUUUGAAUUGUACGUUGCUUUGGAGAAAAGUGUCUUCUAAUUAAAAUGUAAGUUAUGUGCUAGGUUCUGUCCAGAACAUAUUAGAGAUUCAGUGCAUUGCUUACUAUACGGGGAGGUUUGGGGCAAAUUUCCACAUUUUAAAGUUGCAUAGGAUUAAGCUUUUUCAUUUUGCUUUAAUGCAGGGAAAAAGUAAAGAUAUAAAUCCUAAACAUCAAAGAUAACAUUUUCGCCUAUUGUCUUUUUUUCUGUAAACUAAUUUUAUUCUAGUUGUCAUAUAAUUGUAACGUUUAUAUGUCCUGCUAUAAUGUUAUAAAAGUAUUAUACUUUAAAACUAGAAAAGAUAGGAUGAUCCCUCAAGAUAUCAUACCUGAAAAGCAGCUGCCCUUCAACAUGGUAUUAAGUUUCUUAUAGUUUCUUAACUUCCUAAAUUUUUCAUUUGCGUCGAAGAUUUGUGUAAUUUCAUCCUAGAUAUUUGGAGGAACAUUGACUGGACACAAGUGUGAAAACAAGGUUUUGACCAUUUCAGAUCAAAAAUAUAUUUGUUUCAUUUUAUUUGCUGAGUACCUAAGAUGUAAUUUAUGUAAAUUGCCAAUAAAGAUUUUGGAGUUAAAAAUAAA
Brienomyrus brachyistius is the source of this 6642-nucleotide messenger RNA. RefSeq names its product transcription factor TFIIIB component B'' homolog. The record is from RefSeq and is a predicted model, not a curated record. The transcript has 32 exons. Gene Ontology annotation, biological process: RNA polymerase III preinitiation complex assembly. Gene Ontology annotation, molecular function: TFIIIC-class transcription factor complex binding. Bases 124 to 5115 code for a protein of 1663 amino acids. NCBI's taxonomy places the organism in Eukaryota, Metazoa, Chordata, Actinopteri, Osteoglossiformes, Mormyridae. Gene Ontology annotation, cellular component: transcription factor TFIIIB complex.